This is a messenger RNA of Quercus robur (English oak), 1144 nucleotides long. Its product is annotated as probable acetyltransferase NATA1-like. Gene Ontology annotation, molecular function: N-acetyltransferase activity. The record is from RefSeq and is a predicted model, not a curated record. NCBI's taxonomy places the organism in Eukaryota, Viridiplantae, Streptophyta, Magnoliopsida, Fagales, Fagaceae. The transcript has a single exon. Bases 224 to 931 code for a protein of 235 amino acids.
UUUCUAAAGACAAAACCUUUUUAUAAACUACCGUACAAGUUAGAAAAACUCUACUCCAUUAAUCUCAUCGAAAUUUCUUACCUCCUGUUUCCACCACCAAACCAAAACUCAACUAGUACACUGUAGAUUAUUGAAGAGUAAUAAGUGUGAGUGCAGAAACUAGAAACCCCAACUUUCUCACUUUCCCAAACCAACAACAAAGAACCAAAAAAACACACUCAAAAUGGCCGCAGCUGCACCACCACCAGCACCAACCCCAGCUGCCACAGCACUACCAGACCCAACGCCAAUAGGUUACCCUCUCUUCACACGCAUCCGUCUCGCCACCGCAUCGGACGUCCCUCACAUCCACAAGCUCAUCCACCAGCUAGCCAACUUCGAACACCUUGCCCACCACUGCUCCGCCACCGAAGCCUCCCUCUCCUCCACACUCUUCACUUCCCCACCUUUCCAAUCCUUCACUGUCUUCAUCCUCGAACUCUCCCAAACCCCAUUCCCUCCCCAACUCCACACACACUCAGCUCUCUUCUCCCCCAUUACCCAAACCAUCACUCUCGACCUUCCCAUCGAUGACCCAGAAACCGAAACCUUCAAAUCCAACGAUAAAGAUUGUGGCUUUGACGUUGUGGUUGGUGGGUUUGCUUUGUUUUUUCCGAACUACUCGACUUUCUUGGGGAAACCAGGGUUUUACGUGGAGGACUUGUUCGUGAGGGGGUGUUACAGGAGAAAAGGGUUUGGGAAGAUGCUACUUUCAGCUGUGGCUGCGCAAGCUGUGAAGAUGGGGUAUGGGAGAGUGGAGUGGGCGGUGCUUGAUUGGAAUGUGAAUGCUAUCAAGUUCUAUGAGGAAAUGGGUGCUAAGGUCUUGCAAGAGUGGAGGAUUUGCAGGCUUACUGAUGAGGCUCUCCAAGCUUAUGCCAAUCCUGCUAUCUAAAAAUUAAUGGGUUUUUUUUUUUUUUGGUGGCUUUUAUUUAUUUGUUUGUGUAUAUGGAUUCCAAGAAAUGGAAAGGAACAGUGGGGUUAGUGUGCAUGACUAGGGGGAAGAUGUAGCUGAUGUGAGUGUGUUUGUGAUCUACUUGAUUCCUUGAUGUUUUCUCUAUGUAAUUUGAUUUCUAUAUGCUUAGUUGGUUCCUCAAAUUUACUUUCA